UUACAGCUGGGCGGGGCCCUGGGGAGGGUUCAUUUUACGUAGUGACGUAUACACCGGAUGCGGAAAUUUAGCAUCGAACAACAGUAGUUGGGAGCUGCAAAAAUGGUGUACGUGGCGAAUGGUCAGGUCCUGGACAACAGAAGCCAGUCUCCAUGGCGAAUGUCGUUCCUCACUGAUCUCUUCUGGGGUGCUGUGGAGUUCAUUGGCUUGUUUUUCCAAUCCUUGGUCCAGCCAGAUCUGACAAAGAGGGGUAACUCUGGCUCGUCCUCUGCAGGCUACAGUGAUGGCAGAGGCCCCCCUGGACCCCCUGGUGGCCGGAGGCGGAUGGGGAGGAUAAACCACGGUGGGGGGCCCAGCGCCCCUCCCAUGGGGGGAGGAGGAUGAGGAAGGUAAACGCCUACACAUUUUUGUGUAGGCGUGGGCUGUGGCACACCGGCUGCAGACAUGUAGCCUAAUUUAGGCUGCAAUGACGUGCAUGUGUGCCAGCCCCCCAUCCUCUACAGCUGCCUCUGCUCACCAGACUCCUGACGCUCCUCUGGGAAUUCCUACACGUAGGGUCCAGGGCGGCCGAUACGGCAGCUUCCUGUUUCUGACCCCUCUUCUUGUCCCCUUGUGAAUCAUAUCACAUCCCUCUCCGAAGCUGUAAUAUUUUUUGUAUCCCACUGUUAAAUAAAGUCCUGUGCUGUA
Messenger RNA from Oncorhynchus gorbuscha (pink salmon), 687 nucleotides. RefSeq names its product selenoprotein K (gene selenok). The transcript has 5 exons. Lineage: Eukaryota; Metazoa; Chordata; Actinopteri; Salmoniformes; Salmonidae. Gene Ontology annotation, cellular component: endoplasmic reticulum membrane; Golgi apparatus. The record is from RefSeq and is a predicted model, not a curated record. Gene Ontology annotation, biological process: endoplasmic reticulum calcium ion homeostasis; calcium ion transport.